AUGACAAUAAUUACUUUCCAAAUAGGAAAUAAACCAAUAACCACAACAUAUAAAACAAUCAGAAAUGAUAUGGAAAAGAUUCUUAAUGAGAUGAUCGGAAUAAAUGAUAAAGAUGUGGAGGAGUUUUAUCAGAGAGAAAUGAAUAUCAUGAAAGAAAUUGGAACAAAAAUCAAAGAAACAGAGAAAGGAUAUGAAUAUUUGAUAAAACAAGUUGAAUUAAUAGAAGAUGCACAUUACAAUAUCAUCACAAAAUGCUAUGAUGAUAAAUAUCAGUUAAAUGAACAAGGAAAGAGAAGUAUUGAAAGUAUCAAGAAAUGUUACAGUGACAUUAUCAGUACAAUGAUAAUAUAUUGCAUCCACAUUGACUACAUCAUCGAAAAUCUUUAA
Messenger RNA from Entamoeba dispar SAW760, 387 nucleotides. RefSeq lists its product as uncharacterized. The record is from RefSeq and is a predicted model, not a curated record. Lineage: Eukaryota; Evosea; Mastigamoebida; Endamoebidae. The coding region runs from base 1 to 387 and encodes 128 amino acids. The transcript is spliced from 2 exons.